Molecule: messenger RNA, 1251 nt
Organism: Orbicella faveolata
Lineage: Eukaryota; Metazoa; Cnidaria; Anthozoa; Scleractinia; Merulinidae
Product: kelch-like protein 20
Molecular function (GO): protein binding
Source: RefSeq, a predicted model, not a curated record
GCGAGCAAAAAGGUUGGAAGCGCGAAGAGGUCGUGUGUUUUCCAAAUUUUUUUAAUUUGAGGUCCUUUACAACACAAAAAACGGCGUCUAUUGAUUCUCGUCCUCUUCACAGAGGCUCUCCCAUGGCUUCUCCGCACAGGAAUUCCCCUGUGUCCUUUUCACAUAGUGGGCAUAGCACUGACAGCGACAGCAGCAUUGCCAGCGCACAAUAUCUUUUCACUGAUGUCGCUCACAGCAAGGACCUGGUAACUGCCCUCAGGUUUUUACGUCGAGAUGAAGACUUGUGUGACAUCGUGUUGAGAGUUGGCAGUACUAGUAUUUCAGCUCACAAAGUUGUUUUGGCUGCAAGUAGUCCAUACUUUAAAGCUAUGUUUGCUGGGGGCCUCUCAGAGAGUCGGCAGAGCACUGUGACAUUACAAGAACUUGACGAACGUGCAAUGGAAACCAUGGUAGAUUUUUUCUAUAGUGGUGAAAUUGAGAUUUCAGAGAACAAUGUUCAGGACCUUCUACCAGUGACCUGUGUUCUGCAAGUGCAAUCUGUGCAAGAGGCUUGUUGUGAGUUCCUGAAAAGGCAACUUAGCUCUGAGAACUGCCUUGGUAAGUUAAUUAGCAACACUUGUGCAGUGUACGCAAUGUAUCUAACUUUUCUUGCAAGUUUAUAGUGAUUGAGAAGAAGUUGGUAGACACUAUCAAUUACAAUCAGAAUGUUCAGUGUUGAUAAUAAGAUAUCUCCCAGGAUAAUAAUUAUUGUUAGUAGUUAUUACUUAUCCAGAAGCAAGUAAAGUUGUGUGCAUGUGUAGCCCACAUUAGGGAGCUUAUAAGUAAUAACAAUGGCAACGCAGAGGAAUAUGUCCAGCAAAAAGGUGAAUUCAUUUUAUUGCAUUUUGUCUUUGAAUCUUGCAAUUAUUUUAGUACUACAGUACUGUAGAUCUGUUCUGUGUGCCUAUCAGUCUUGAAACGUGCUAAAGCUAAAAUUGCAACAACAAUUUUCUACUCCAAUAGGAAAUACAAAAAAUUAGCUGUGGUCUUUCAUGUUCUUUAAAAUACCCAGAACAUUGUCAUUUCAUGUUGUUGGUUGCAGGGGAUGGUGAAGAAAUGUACAAAGGUUUAUAAUACAUGUGCACAGCUAUUGUUCUGCUCAUUAAACCUUUUGUUUCAUGACAUUCUUGUUGUUGUUGCUCUUCUGGCUUGCUUAUUUAUAAGCUCCCUUAAUUUACUGUAUAUGAACAAGAGAAUCGCCUCAGUGCUCAU